Messenger RNA from Macrosiphum euphorbiae (potato aphid), 213 nucleotides. The record is from the annotation of a GenBank genome assembly. NCBI's taxonomy places the organism in Eukaryota, Metazoa, Arthropoda, Insecta, Hemiptera, Aphididae.
AUGUUUAUUGCGUUUGGAAGAAUGUACAGAGGUACAAAUCAUCGUGGUCAUGAAAUGUAUGUUCUAGGACCAAAACAUAAUCUAUCAAAAAUAACAGAUAGUGAUUUUUAUGUCGGCGAAAAAUGCACUUUGGCUACUUUAAAAUCUGAUCAACAUAUUAUGAAAACUAGCAUAACUAAUUAUUUGUACAUGUUAAUGGGUAUAGACUUAUAA